Molecule: messenger RNA, 2723 nt
Organism: Cajanus cajan (pigeon pea)
Lineage: Eukaryota; Viridiplantae; Streptophyta; Magnoliopsida; Fabales; Fabaceae
Cellular component (GO): membrane
Molecular function (GO): protein binding
Source: RefSeq, a predicted model, not a curated record
CUUUAUAAGUACUAGUAACUUAUCUUGGAUAUAUGUUGAAUCCUAAAGAAUGAGUGAAAUGGAGGAGAGAGAAAUAGAGAGAAGAGAAGAAAUUCCACUGUUUAGUGAGAAAACAAAAUUGGCUCAAAAAUCAGCCAUGGCUAAUCGAUGGGAAGAGUUUAAGAAAAUAAUGAAGGAAGACAAGGAAAACUUGCUCAAGUGGUUUGACCUAUUUGGGAACAACGCCAUCCACGUUGCAACUCGCUCUAACAACCCUAAACUCCUCAAAGAACUAAUAGAAAUGGUGCCUAUAGAAGAUAGGUGGCAAGCCAUGUACAUGGAAAAUCGUCAAGGGAACACGAUUUUGCAUGAGAUUGUGUUUUGUAAAAAGGUGCAAAUGGCUGAUGUUGUGUUUGAGAAGGAAGAUGAGUUGUUGCAACAAGAAGAAGAAGUAGAAGAUGGUGUAGAAAAAAGGGCAUCAUUAAUUGAGCACAAAAACCGACGAGGUGAAACCCCUUUUUUCAUGGCUGCCAUGUACGGAAAGCUAAAGAUGCUAAAGCACAUGGCAAAUCGUAUAGCCACACAUAAUAUGGGAAAUUUUCGAAAACAUCUACAUAGAUCUGAAUAUUGUUCUGCUCUUCACGCUAGUGUCAUUGGUCAAUAUUUCGAUGUUGCAAUUUGGUUAGUAAGAAUGGAUAAAGAACUUGCACUUGAAAAGGAUGAGAAAGGAUCAACAUGUCUUCAAUUACUUUCCAAAAUGCCACAGGUUUUUCGAAGCCAUGCUCACAUGGGACUAAUAAAGAGCCUCAUAUAUACAUUGCUUCCUGAUGAUGGAUAUGAAAUUGAAGACGGUGAAACUCUUUGCUUGUUUAAACAUAAAACAGAUUUAGAAAAUGGUAAAAUAGAUGAAAGGAAACUCCCUAAAUCAGUUAUUUCGAAGAUCAACUACAAAUUCUGGAAACGCUUAGCAACAGAGUUUGAAGGGCUUGAUCAUAUGUGGAAGCAAAAGAAAAAACAUAAGUUAGCUGAAAGUCUAGCAAAUAUUUUAGUGCAAUAUGAUUUAUCCUGGCAAAUAUCUCAUAAUGACCAUAAAUGGAUAACAUUGAUUACAAUGCCACAUCUUCCUUUCAAUGUGGCCAAAAGGAGAAGGUUAAGUGAAAGUAAGAGGCAAGAGAGACAUAAGGUUGAUAAAGAAUCUCUUCAUGAGCGAAUACCAUUACUCAUGGCAGCUAAAACGGGAAUCAUAGAAAUUGUUGAAAAAAUCCUUGAAGCGAAUCCUUCAGCUAUCUUUCAUGUUACUAAACAUGGGCAGAACAUAUUGAACAUGGCUAUCCAAUAUCGUCAGAAAAAGGUUAUUCGAAUCAUUAGAAAAAAAGGUGCACUUGAAUCCUUGUUUCCUCAAAUCACAGACAAAGGUCGCACAAUCUUGCACGAAGUUGCAAGGAUGGACUAUUACAAACCUGGACGCUUAGCUGGUGUGGCAUUUCAAUUACAAGACGAGUUGCGUUGGUAUGAUCAAGGAAAGUGGUGAAGACAAAUUAAUUGGCUAAUGAAUAAUGUGCUUCAUCUAGGACCACAACUCCAUGGCAACCGAGCAUUGGAGGAAAAGAUGAUGAGUUGAUUCUUCCACUUGUCCACACAAACUACAAAAGGAAACAACUAUUAAUUACUCCACAAGCACAUAGAUUCUUAUCUAUAGUAGAUAUUAGGAAAAACCUAAGUCUCACCUAUCUUAUAUUAUUAAAAAGGAAAAUCUACCAUUUAUUUAUGUACUAAAUGCAAUAGUGUUUGAUGUAAGGAGGUGUGUUGGAAACCUAAGUCCAACAUAAAUUAGAGAUAAGAUAAUUAAAAAAAAAUAUAAGUAAAAGAUAAUUUUCACUUUACAAAUCGAUUUUAUAAUGUUGAGUUAGACCUAAACUCACUUUUUAUAUUGUUGAGUUAGGUCCAAAUCCCAUUUAUGAGAUUAGGAAGCUUGUUAUGCAAAAGAUGCCAAAAAAGAAAAGAGCUUGAUGGAGGGAUAAAUUUACACUAGAUUAGUUUCAUCCAUGCAAGUUGUUGCCUCCAUGGCUGAACAUGCAAGCACUUCUUUAAAGGAAAAAAGAACGGCUACAUUGGGAAUAAGAGCCACUAAAUUGAAUUGAGACUAGACAAAAUUCAAUUUUGUCGUAAGAACUGCAAUGCAAACUUGGAAACAUCUUCAUCAAUAAUAUCCCAAAAGCAAUGAUAAAAAUUCACACCAAAACCAUCUGGUCAUUGAAAUUAUCACCUCCCUCGCCUCAAUCAGAUCAUUGUGCCUGCAACUAUUGUCUGUCGUAUAUAACAAUGAAUAAAAUUGCAACAUAUGAGUUUUGAUGUCCUUUAAAUAGCUCAUUUGCUUCAUAGUAUGUCUAUGACCAGCUUUUGAAAAGUUGUAUUACAAUCCCCCAGCAAACUAGUUCAGCUUAGCCUUCUCCUUCCAAAAGGAUUGCUCAUAAGACAAAGCUUAACUCUUCUUCCAUUUUAGUCUCUUAUUGUCUUUGAUCAGUGCAUUUAGUCACUAAUUCUUUGAUUUUUGUAGUGAAUAUGGAAGUUGUUUAUGAAAAUUUUAAACUCGGGAACUAAUUUUGUAACUAUAGAAAUUGAUGUAGCAAUUAUUCUAUAAGCAACUUCUAUGAACAUUUUUUAAAAAAUGUAAGACGUGAAAUAUAUUACAAGACCCAUAAAAAUUUGCUUAAACAACUCCGCCAUAAUUACACUAUUAAAGA